AUGGAAGUCGAUCAUAAUAGUACGUAUGACCAAUCAACUUUAGUAAGUAAAAUAUGUGCCUACCUAGAUCCGCAUAUGAUUCAGAUAAUUCUGAGUUGGUUGAAAGAAAAUAAGGUAAUGAAUGAUGGAGAUAUCGAUCAGAGCCUUGGGGUACUGAAAGAAGGUUACGAAAAGGAAAUUAUUAGCAUCGAAAAUGAAUUCACGAACGGAAAUAGAGGAGUGAUAACGAAUUAUCUGGAUAGCUUAGAAAUUGAAAUAGAAGAAUUUCAGGAUGCUAUGAAUGCAUAUAAAAAUGAUCAAGUAAAUAAAAUAGGAGGAGCCGUGGAAAAGAAGAGUAUAAUGGCACUACGAGAAUGGUGUAAUUUAAAUGUAUUAGAAAAAAAUAAAACAUACAAUUUUACAGAUAAUAUAGAUGACAAAAUUUUAAAGUUAAGUAGAUAUUAUUAUCAAAAAAAGGACUAUCAAAAGAGUAAACAGCAUUUGCUACUAUACAUUUUGAACAUAUCCGAAAUUGUAAUUAAUGUUUCUGAUUCUCCUAAAAUGAGAUUAUGUUAUUGGGGUAUUAUUAGCAACAUUAUUAACACCUUUUUUAUGAACCUAAAUAAUGAUGAUUAUAUGUUGAUAAAAACAGAAGAAGGGAAAUUAAUUGUGAGAGAGGAAAUAGGAAAUGAAAUAAAUGUAUGCAUAGAAACAAUUGUUAAAUUAAGUCAAAUAUUGAAUAAAGAUAAGGUUCCUAAAAGUGAAAUUAUAUUACAAAGAAGUUGGUUAAUUCACUGGGCACUUAUUUUAAUAUUUCAUUUUUUUAUGUAUUUAAUAUAUGUAAAAAGUAUAUAUCCAAAAAAUAACUCCUUUUCUAUGUUACAAGAUUGGUUUAUUGAUGAAAAAAAUUUAGCAAUUCUUAAUUUAAUAUGUCCACAUAUUAUUAGAUACUAUUGUGUAUAUGCAAUAUUUUACAGAAAUAGAAAAGAUCAUUUUGAACUUAUUCUCAACACUUUAAAUUUGUUGAAACCGAAAUAUACUGACCCAUUUACUUCCCUAUUAAUAUCUAUAUUUACUGAAUAUGAUUUCAAUAUGGCUCAAACAUGUAUUGCACAGUUAGGAUCCAUAUGUGAAAAGGACAUUUUCUUAUUUAAGUUAAAACCAUACAUAGAAGAACAGAGUAGAUAUAUAAUCUUCGAAACCUAUUGUCGUAUUCAUAAAUCAAUUAAUAUAGAUAUGAUUGCAAAUAAAGUAAACUUACCUAGGGACGAUGCAGAAAAAUGGGUUGUUAAUCUUAUCAGAAAUGCAAAGUUAGAUGCUAAAAUUGAUAGUGAAAAAAAUUGCAUCGAAAUAUCAACCACCUUGCCAAAUUUAUAUCAACAAGUUAUCGAUAAAACACAAAACUUAACCAUGAGAUCCAACUUUCUUGUUCAAGUUUUAAAUCGAUCUUCAACAGAUGAGCAUUUUCAGAAAAAUAUCCGAUUUAAAAAUAAACACGAAAAGGGUAAGCCACCAAAGAAAGGUAAACAAUACAACUCAAUGUAUAAUAACAACAAAGGUGGUAACGUAAAGAUUAUUUCUCCUAAUAUGUAA
Plasmodium gonderi is the source of this 1572-nucleotide messenger RNA. RefSeq names its product eukaryotic translation initiation factor 3, subunit 6. The record is from RefSeq and is a predicted model, not a curated record. NCBI's taxonomy places the organism in Eukaryota, Apicomplexa, Aconoidasida, Haemosporida, Plasmodiidae. Gene Ontology annotation, biological process: translational initiation. Bases 1 to 1572 code for a protein of 523 amino acids. Gene Ontology annotation, cellular component: nucleus; cytoplasm; eukaryotic translation initiation factor 3 complex. The transcript has 2 exons. Gene Ontology annotation, molecular function: translation initiation factor activity.